CGGGCCGGUGUGCGCGCGCUAGCUCCUGGUCGCGGCGGCGGCGGCGGGGAUUGUUUUUGUUGUCGCUUAAGACCGGAAGAACCACGGGAGCCCCCUCCCCUGGGCGCCGCCGCCGCCGCCGCCCCCUCUUUCUCCUCCCCCUUUUCCUCCUCCUUAUCCCCUCCCCUUCACCCCAGUUUUCCGUCCCAAACCCAUUCCCCCCCCAUCGUCAAUAUUCCGGAGAUCAAGAGGUACGCGGCGGCGGCGGCGGCGGCGGCGGCGGCGGGGCCCUCAGCGGGAGGCGCCGCUGGGGAGCGGGGCGAGGCGGCUGCCGCCGCCGCCGCCACCGCCGCCAUGGAGGCUCUGGGACCCGGACCUCCAGCCAGCCUUUUCCAGCCACCCCGUCGCCCUGGCCUUGGAACUGUUGGGAAGCCAAUCCGUCUUCUAGCCAAUCAUUUUCAGGUUCAGAUUCCUAAAAUAGAUGUCUAUCAUUAUGAUGUGGAUAUCAAACCUGAAAAACGGCCACGUAGAGUUAAUAGGGAGGUGGUAGAUACAAUGGUGAGACACUUCAAAAUGCAGAUAUUUGGUGAUCGACAACCUGGCUAUGAUGGCAAAAGAAACAUGUAUACAGCACACCCAUUGCCUAUUGGACGGGAUAGAGUUGAUAUGGAAGUGACUCUUCCAGGUGAGGGCAAAGAUCAGACCUUUAAAGUGUCAAUUCAGUGGGUAUCUGUAGUAAGUCUUCAGCUACUUUUGGAAGCAUUGGCUGGGCAUUUGAAUGAAGUACCUGAAGAUUCUGUACAGGCACUUGAUGUAAUCACAAGGCAUCUGCCUUCUAUGAGGUAUACGCCUGUGGGCCGUUCAUUCUUCUCCCCUCCUGAAGGUUACUACCACCCUCUGGGUGGAGGCAGGGAGGUUUGGUUUGGCUUCCACCAGUCUGUGAGACCUGCCAUGUGGAAUAUGAUGCUGAAUAUUGAUGUAUCUGCUACUGCUUUCUACCGUGCCCAGCCUAUCAUUGAGUUCAUGUGUGAAGUUUUAGACAUUCAGAAUAUUAAUGAACAAACAAAACCUCUUACAGACUCCCAGCGUGUCAAGUUUACCAAAGAAAUCAGAGGUCUUAAAGUUGAGGUUACCCAUUGUGGACAGAUGAAACGAAAAUACCGAGUUUGUAAUGUAACUAGACGACCAGCCAGCCAUCAAACUUUUCCUCUACAGCUGGAAAAUGGUCAGGCCAUGGAAUGUACAGUAGCCCAAUAUUUUAAACAGAAGUAUAGCCUGCAGCUUAAAUAUCCUCAUCUUCCCUGUCUCCAAGUGGGACAAGAACAAAAGCAUACUUAUCUUCCUCUUGAGGUCUGCAAUAUUGUGGCAGGACAGCGGUGUAUCAAGAAAUUAACUGACAAUCAGACAUCCACCAUGAUCAAAGCCACUGCCAGAUCUGCUCCAGACAGACAAGAGGAAAUCAGCAGAUUAGUGAAAAGUAACAGUAUGGUGGGUGGACCUGAUCCAUACCUAAAGGAAUUUGGUAUUGUUGUUCACAAUGAAAUGACAGAGUUGACAGGUAGAGUGUUGCCAGCACCAAUGCUACAAUAUGGAGGCCGGAAUAAAACAGUAGCUACACCUAACCAAGGUGUAUGGGAUAUGCGAGGAAAACAGUUUUAUGCUGGCAUUGAAAUUAAAGUGUGGGCUGUUGCUUGUUUUGCUCCUCAGAAACAAUGCAGGGAAGAUCUGUUAAAGAGUUUCACAGAUCAGUUGCGUAAGAUUUCUAAGGAUGCCGGGAUGCCUAUUCAGGGUCAGCCAUGUUUUUGCAAGUAUGCACAAGGAGCAGAUAGUGUGGAGCCCAUGUUUAAACAUCUGAAGAUGACUUACGUAGGCCUGCAGCUGAUAGUGGUGAUCUUACCUGGGAAGACACCAGUAUAUGCUGAAGUUAAACGUGUUGGUGAUACCCUCUUAGGAAUGGCUACUCAGUGCGUUCAGGUGAAAAAUGUAGUAAAGACUUCUCCCCAAACUCUGUCUAACCUCUGCCUGAAGAUAAAUGCAAAGCUUGGUGGAAUUAACAAUGUCCUUGUACCCCAUCAAAGGCCUUCAGUGUUCCAGCAGCCUGUCAUUUUCCUGGGAGCAGAUGUUACUCAUCCUCCUGCUGGAGAUGGAAAGAAGCCUUCUAUUGCUGCAGUGGUUGGAAGCAUGGAUGGACAUCCCAGCCGAUACUGUGCUACAGUGCGAGUACAGACUUCUCGCCAGGAGACCUCCCAGGAGCUCCUCUAUAGCCAGGAGGUGAUCCAAGACUUGACUAAUAUGGUUCGAGAACUUCUGAUCCAGUUCUACAAAUCUACACGCUUCAAGCCUACUCGAAUCAUCUAUUACCGUGGAGGGGUCUCUGAGGGACAGAUGAAGCAGGUUGCUUGGCCAGAAUUAAUAGCAAUUCGGAAGGCAUGUAUUAGCUUGGAAGAAGAUUACCGCCCAGGCAUAACAUACAUUGUUGUGCAGAAAAGGCAUCACACUCGACUCUUCUGUGCAGACAAAACAGAAAGGGUGGGGAAAAGUGGUAAUGUACCAGCAGGUACUACUGUGGACAGCACUAUUACACAUCCAUCUGAAUUUGACUUCUACCUCUGUAGUCAUGCAGGAAUUCAGGGAACCAGCCGUCCAUCCCAUUAUCAGGUUUUAUGGGAUGACAACUGCUUUACUGCAGAUGAGCUCCAGCUUCUAACUUACCAGCUCUGUCACACCUAUGUAAGAUGUACCCGCUCAGUCUCCAUUCCAGCCCCAGCCUACUAUGCCCGAUUGGUAGCAUUUAGGGCAAGGUAUCACCUGGUGGAUAAGGAUCAUGACAGUGCCGAGGGAAGUCACGUGUCAGGACAAAGCAAUGGCCGGGAUCCCCAGGCCCUGGCCAAGGCUGUGCAGAUUCACCAUGAUACCCAGCACACGAUGUAUUUUGCCUGAGAGCCUUUGUGAAGACUUAGCGGAUUUGGCACACCUUGUAUUCUCUUACCAUGUGGUCUUGACAUGUUUUAAACAUACUGCUUUUAUUAGAUAGGGCCAAGUUGACUUCAGACAGUCUUCUACCAGCAGUUCUGAACAGUCACUGUGUCUGAUGCACCAACAGAAUUGAGCCAUUUUUUGUUGUUUUGUUGUUUGCAGGUUUUUUUAGUAAUUUUUUAAUAAUAGAAAUUUUUAGACUGUCUUUUUCUGAUGCAUUGGACUGAAUUUUUACCUCAAAGCAUAAAAAGACUGAUCAACCUGAAAUUUUUAAAGAAUUUGACAUAAGAGGUUUCUUUUGAAUAUUUUGCAAGCUGCGAUUAUCACCUCAAUCCUCCAGUUUGAUGAGAUGAAAUUAUUCUUUCUGUUUGUAUUCAUCAAGCAGGUGUGCAUGACUGAGAGGGGCAGGCCACCCAUCGUUUUACUUCAGUAUAGCUGUCUAUUGUGUGGGGCCAUAGACUUUUUAACAAAGAUUUUUUUACUUUACUAUUGUAAAUGCCUUUAUGGAGCAUUAAUUUUGGAAGGUAUUGCAGUUUGUCGUUUUUACUAGUUUUAUCUUUUUUGAUCUCUGCAAAAAUGUGCUGGUGCAGGCACGAGCAGCAGAGUAAUUGCACUAUUUGUGACUUCAGACUCACCUGGCAGUUCUUAUUGGGUAAAUCUUUUUUGAAUGUGUCAUUGAACCAGAGAGGGAUGCCUGGAAUUAUUACAGAUAACACUGCCAUGGAAUAGUAAAAAUAUUCAUGUUUUCCCCUUCUUUAAAAAAAAAAAAAUAGAAAAGGAAAGGAAAAAAAAAUUAGCUUGUAGGUAUUUUUCCAAGUUUUACAAAGUGCCCAUUUUAUGCUGCUGUGUGGUUUGAUAAAUAUAAAUGAUUUUUAAACUUUUCUUCUAGAAGGUUAACUUUGGCAAUAAGCUUUUUAAAAAAUGCUCCCCCUUCCAAACUCCACCCCAUCCCUAAAAUGUAGUUUCCUAGCCAAGGGUUGUGCAUGAUUUAUCUAAUAUUUCUUCACAAUCUGGCAAUUUCUGAAACCAGUCAGAAAAGACCCAUUUUCAUCCUUUUUUAAAGGUUAUUUUUACCUGUUUUUUAUUCACUAUUGGUGUCCUUUCUGUCUAUCUUAUUUUCUUAAAAUAAGCUUGAAUGUGAUUGUUCCCCUUAGGAAAGGCUUUGCCAAUUUGUACAGUGAGUAUGUUGUAUGGUGCUAGCAACCUAGAGACGUGUACUUGUACCAGCAUUUUGAGCUUCUUCUCCUUGGCAAUUUAGGAUGCUCCCACAGUUACAUACAGUGCAUGUUUUAUAAAGUUGUAUGUUAUAGCUACUGUAUGCCAGCCUAGAUUGUACUCAGUUUUCCUUUUUUUUUCCUACCACAAUUGGUUUUUUAGGCUAACAUGUAUUAUGAGAGGUUUGAUAUGUCCUUGACCAGCUUUCAUAUUCUACUAAAAGGCUGACUUCCUUUCAUGUUAAAGGGAAUUGAGAUCACGUAAGCAUCAUUUAUACUAUACACAUGACUGGUCCUUGUCUGCCUGGUGGUAGACAGGCCCAGAAUCUCAGUCGCUCCCACAGUGGUAGCUGCUCUGAGCUCAUUAGCAGUUCUGAACCAUGUAUAUUGAACUAGUCUUUUCAAAAGUUCAGUAAUAUCAGAUGCUGUUUUUUUCUGGUCUUUUAAGCAAGCUUGUAAAUACAUCCAAGUUUACAUUUCUCUUUGCUGUCUCUUUUUGGUAGCACCAUUGGGUGUGCUGAAGCUACUCAACAGGAAGUUUUAUAACAUUUUUUGAAUGGUGAGACUUGAGACUGUUUUACUCUGUAGACUUUGGGACUGAAGAGCGAGCUCUGCCCCUGAGGCACAGUGCACAGAUUUCUUUUUUCUUUUUCUUUCCUAAGCUUUUCCUUUAAAAAUAAAAAUACCUCACUUGGAUAAUAAAAAUCAGGACAUGUCGGUGAGAGGCUGGCUGCCGCUUCAGCAAGAUGGCUGCUUUUGUUCACAUUUGUUCAGGGAGAGCACAAGAAUAAACCCAUCAGCAACUCUGUCCUCCAGCCUCAGAGGAAGAGACACAAGGCACCUAGAAGAAAAAAUGGACCCUUUGGAUCAGGAGGACCAGAGGGAUCCACCUGCUGGGUGUCUGGCCAGGUGAGGUCAUUUGAGGGUGGCUAUCAGGCAAGAAGGUCCUGCUUUUUGUCUUUGACAACAUGUGCUCAUUGUGGGGCACUGAUGGAGUAUAGUGAUGUGACCUCAGACUGGAUUGAUUCUAGGAAGGACCUUAGUUUGCUCAGGUGCACCUGCACAAAAUGGUUUCAUUAACCAUUGGGGGGAAUUGUGGGGAAGGGUGAUGGGGCCUAACUUUAUAGGAAUGAUUCCUAUUUUAACAGUGCAAUGCUGUCAUUUUUGGAGGAAAAUAAAUGCAAGUGUAUUAAUAAUAACUACAGUUAUUGGGGGAAAAACAUUGCCAUGGGGUAUAUAUCUUUAAGAAGUAAUCAUGCAACAUCAGAAUUGCAGCAAUACUAGUAUAAGCAGGUCUGAAAGUAGAGUUAAUUUGCAGUUUGACAGUUUUUAACUAUCUAACCCCUUGGAAUGAACUGAAUCAUUAUGCAUGUGUCAAUCAAUGGGAGGUGUGCAUUCUGUAGCAGUAGUUUAUAGGAUGUUGGGGGUCUUUCUGUUUUUAAAUAAAGCCUAUUAGGCACUAUUAUAUGGUGUGUGAAAGACUGAAAUGUAGCAAAGUUAAUUCGGGGAUGAGGCACAAGAACAUUUACAAAGAACAUCAGCAAUCCUGCCAUGAAACCAUUUAGGAUUUUUUUUUGGUUUAGAGUUAAACUCUGAACAAUCUGUAAAAUGACUGGCUGGCUUGUUCUAGCCAAGUGUCUGGGCAGGCAAAACAUAUUUAUUCUUACUGUAAGUACUACAUGAUAAUUGUGUGCCUGUAGCUGUUCCCAAAGGUUGUGAUUUACAGGCAAACGUGUUUUGCACAAUUUGUAUCCUCUAAUCAUGUUCUAGGCACAAACAUCAGGCUGGUCUACUUAAUUCAACAGCCUCCUUCUUUCCUUUCUUUGGGAAAGGUGUCUUUGAUCAGAUGCUGUUUGAAAAAUUAACCCUCUUUCUGCCCCAUCCCCAACAACCUUUGUGAAUGUUCUCUAGGAUUUUCUUGCUCAAUAGCAAGGCAGUAACUCUACUUUCAUUUUUAGAAAGUAGAGAUCAAGGGCAUUGUAUCAAUACUGUUUCAACUACAAGGUUUUUUCCUUAUGAAAUUUAAGGAAAGAUCUUGUUAUCACUUAAAAAUUUUCUUAUCCCUUGCUAUUGACAUUUUCAUGAUCUUUCUAUGUCUAAUGGCUGAAAUUUCAUUGUAAAAUGUUUGUUUGUAUUUGUUCUUUUGACUAAUGAUGUAAUUUUGUUUCUAUAUUGUUAGACUUGUAAUGUUUCAAAUGGUAUUUUAUUAAAUUUGGAUUCGGAUGUAUGUCUAGCAAUACGAGGUACUUUCUAAAUUAUUAAGGGAGGGAGAAAGGGAUGUCAUAGCCUGGUGUUUUGAUAAAAUGUUGAUUGUUUCAGUUUUGCAAUGUAAUUUUUUUUUUUGGCCUGCAGGGAUAUUUUGUGUUUUGUGUCCAAAAAUAAUAAUAAAUAGGCAUUCUUGUGCCAAA
Messenger RNA from Antechinus flavipes (yellow-footed antechinus), 6577 nucleotides. Its product is annotated as protein argonaute-4. Lineage: Eukaryota; Metazoa; Chordata; Mammalia; Dasyuromorphia; Dasyuridae. Gene Ontology annotation, molecular function: protein binding; RNA binding. The transcript has 18 exons. The record is from RefSeq and is a predicted model, not a curated record. The coding region runs from base 334 to 2919 and encodes 861 amino acids.